AUGAAUACCUUCAAGUCGCUUUUUUUAAUUUUCGCUUCGGCGCUGUAUUGCGCCCACUCCGUAAGCCUUAAGGGCAGCAAUGGCAGAGGAGAUAAUCAUAAACUAAAUAUGAUCUUGGAUGGCAAAAGUAAAGUAGAACUAAUCAAAGCACACAACCACUCAUUCCAUUCUGGCUUAUACACGGACGAGUCCAAAAAAUUCACUUGCGAAUGUACAUGCACAGGCAGUAAUAACACUGAGGGGGGAAGUGAAAGCGGAAGUGGAGGUGAAACCGAAACGGGAGGGGAAAGCGGCAAUGGUUCAGGAAGCGGAAGUGGAGGUGAAACCGAAACGGGAGGAGAAAGCGGCAGUGGUUCAGGAAAUGGAAGCGGUUCAGGAAGCGGCAGCGGAUCAGGAGGCGGCAGCGGGGGUGAAACCGAAGCAGGGGGAAGCGGAACAGCCGGAGGUAGCCAUGAUAGAAAACCUCCAAGAGAAAUUUUAGAGGAAUAUAAGAAAAGAAAACAAGGAAUAAUUGCAGGAUAUUAUGGUUCAUGGAAUAGUCAAGGAGAUAGAGCCAAAAAUAUGACCGAUUCUAGCCCAAUGGUAUCAAUACUGUACAUUGCUUUUGCUCGUAUAAAUAUGUUUUAUGAUGUAUCUAGACCAUUUAACGGAAAGCAGAAAUUUUUAGUAAGGAAACAUGGACUAGAAUAUGAAACCUACGGAGUGAUGCUAAACGAAAUCAGGAGAAUAAGGAAAGCACGCCCAGACAUCAUCUUAAUUCUAUCAUUAGGAGGAGAAACGUACAUGAUAGAUAUUACAAAAGAUAUUGACUAUAUAGACCAAAUAGUUAAGCUCGUAAAAGAUUUUGAUUUUGAUGGUGUAGAUAUUGACUGGGAACCACAUGGCAGCUUUAACAAUCUAAACGAACUAGACUUUUCAAAAUAUUAUAUUAAAUUAAUCAACUUAAUAAGAAGUAGCAUCCCAGAAGAGAAAGUCAUCUCCAUAUCGGGAUCAUCCAAUGCAGCCUUAUCAUGUGUAUCGGUAAAUGAAACAUUUUGCAAAGACGAUGACUCUCCAUAUAACACGAACUACUUGUCUCAACAAAUGGGUAAAAACGAAGAGCUAUACAAAGCGUCCACUAUGUUAUCUACAGGUACUUUUGUCAACAUUUUUAACACAGCAAAGGAAAAAAUUGACCUUGUAUUUAUUCAAACGUACAACUUAGAGACGACAAACCCAAGUAUAAUGGUAGACAUGUAUCUAUCCCAUCUCUAUUUCGGACUGAAAUAUAACAUCACAGUUUUGCUAGGAUUUUCAUUAGAACACAACCGAGGUGGGUUCAGUCCAGAAGACAGAGCAUUAGUCGAAUUAGUAUCAAAAACGAUUCAUGACGAAAAUCAUAAGCACAAUCGAGCAGACGGAGUAGGAAUAUGGCACUUGUUCAUGAAAGAACAGUUGCCAACUGGGUCAUAUGAUAUAGAUGCGUUCCUUACGAAUGUAUGGAAACAUUUAAACCCCCAGGUAGAAGCACCAAAGGACGUAGUUACAACUCAAAACCCUGAUGACUGUAACAGUAUAGAUGAAUAUGUUUCUGGACUUGUUGUAUCUAAAUCAGGCGUGUAUUACAAGCACAAUGGAGCUAUAUGGAAAACUAGGUCAUACUCAACCCGUGCUCCUGGUGUUGACAGAUAUGAAUGGGACUUGGUCAAAAUAUGUUAUGAAAGAGCGUGCAACGGGAAGGCGGCUCAUUACUUUAACACUGAUUAUCAAAAUGGAUCUAUAGUUAUAUGGAAAGGAGAAGCAUUCACUAUUAAAUGGUGGCAAUCUGGACCUCCUGAAGGCGCGGCGUUGGAAGCAUAUGAAAAAUUGGAUGCAUCCGAAUGUCCAGGACUGUCGGAAUGGAACAAGGAGCACCCACAUAAGCCAAUUGAGGAAGACAUCCCCUAUGAGCAAGAGGAAGACGCGCCUCUGUAA
Molecule: messenger RNA, 1953 nt
Organism: Plasmodium vivax (malaria parasite P. vivax)
Lineage: Eukaryota; Apicomplexa; Aconoidasida; Haemosporida; Plasmodiidae
Product: chitinase
Exons: 1
Coding region: 1-1953 (650 amino acids)
Biological process (GO): carbohydrate metabolic process
Molecular function (GO): hydrolase activity, hydrolyzing O-glycosyl compounds
Source: RefSeq, a predicted model, not a curated record